AUGGGGAGGGAGGUGGUGGCGAAGUUGCUGAAGAUGAUGGAGUUGUGGAGUUGGUCGAGUGAGUGGGUGAUUGAGCUGACGGUAUUGAGGGAGGCGGUGGUGAGUGUGAGGGAGGAGGUGGCCGAUGAGAAGAUGACUAUGACUAUGGCGCUGAAUACUGUGAAUCCGACGAGGAGGGGGGAGAUGAGGCGUCAGAGGAGGUGGACCUGCAGGACUGUGGAGGUGCGAGUUUGGGUUCGACACUUUGGGUUGGUUGGCUGUGAUGGGCUCCUAUUCCUCGAUUGUCUCGCAAGACACAAGGGCACAACGACGAAACAAAAAUAG
Molecule: messenger RNA, 324 nt
Organism: Pseudogymnoascus destructans
Lineage: Eukaryota; Fungi; Ascomycota; Leotiomycetes; Thelebolales; Thelebolaceae
Exons: 1
Coding region: 1-324 (107 amino acids)
Source: RefSeq, a predicted model, not a curated record